AUGGAGCAGACUUGCAUGACCAUCCACAAUCUUUCUCCCCAAGCCAAUAUUCUCUUCGCAUCCGAGUCCAUCGUUGACAUUCUCGGCUACCACCCUCAUGAGAUCCAGGACAGAUCCUGCUUCGAAUACUUCCACCCCGACGAGGUCACCUUCGCUCGCUCCGUCCACAGCCGCGGCGUCCAGCUUGACAAGGUCGCUGUCCAUCAUUAUGCUCGCAUAUUGUCACGCGACGGCCAAUGGGUGAGCUGCGAGUGCUGCUUCACUGUUGUCCAGGAUGUCUUGGUUGCUUGUACAAGUGUGUACCGCAGAGGCGAGAAGAGCGAGAGACGUGCCAUUGAAGCGCGUCAGAUCCGACGUCAGUUUUCGAACUCCCCUCGCGAUCCUCGAUACCACAUGCUCGAGUACCUGUCGCCCAAGUUCCGGACGCAGUCAACCGAGCGGGAACCCCGAGCAGCUCUCAUAGUCAACCGAUUCACCAGAACCCUAACGGUCAUGUUCGCAACGAACGCUGUGUCCACCAUUCUCGGCGUUCGCCCCGACCAGAUGAGGGACAAGAGCUUCUACGAAUGCAUCCAGGAGAAUUGCCUGCCCGACGCCAUCCGAUGCUUAGAGCGCGCCAAGGCCAACGAUUCGAUUGCUUACUUGCGCUUCUGGUAUCGGGACCCCCGCCGAGAGGAAGACUUUGACGAGGAGGAAGACGAGGAGGAAGACGACGAGGAUGAGGAUGGGCGCCGAAGCAUCAACUCAGGCGAUUCAGAAUGUGGUGAUGCUCAGCUAUACAGUCACAUGGACAUUGAUGUCAACCCCUCUAGCCCCAAGAUCAAACUGGAGCACGAGGACUCCCAUCAGUCCAUGUCCAGCAUCAGUUCCGCUUUCAACGGAGUCGCCAUGGAGUCUGGCUCGAGCGGCGGCGUCUACCAGACUCCUCCCAGCGCCGGCUCUCGCACCGGACCAGGCCGUCCUGUCCCUGAAUCCGGCCGCAUGCCUCGUGCUCGAAGGAGACGAGCACCUGUACCCCCCUUGGAGCUUGAGGCUGUCGUCUCGUUUUUGAGGGCGGCCUCUUCGCCGCUCCCUGGGCCAGCAACCCAUUCGCCCAGAGUACCGACUGGGGCUCAAUACAACUUCCAGUUGCCUUACGCGACGCAGCAGCCAUCCCAAUACGGUGGCACUGUCAAGGCCGCCGACGGCCCGCCUCUGGAUCCACUUAUGAGCUCGAUUCGAGGCGUUGCCGUCUUGGCGUGGGCUCUCAUUGGCAUCGACGGGAACCUCGCGACGUACACUCGUGGCCUGCCUCAGGGCAAGGCUCAACCUCCAGAUGGAAUACCCAUCUAG
Molecule: messenger RNA, 1332 nt
Organism: Verticillium dahliae VdLs.17
Lineage: Eukaryota; Fungi; Ascomycota; Sordariomycetes; Glomerellales; Plectosphaerellaceae
Exons: 4
Coding region: 1-1332 (443 amino acids)
Molecular function (GO): protein binding
Source: RefSeq, a predicted model, not a curated record